This is a messenger RNA of Triplophysa rosa, 3101 nucleotides long. Its product is annotated as zinc finger protein OZF-like. NCBI's taxonomy places the organism in Eukaryota, Metazoa, Chordata, Actinopteri, Cypriniformes, Nemacheilidae. The transcript is spliced from 2 exons. Gene Ontology annotation, cellular component: nucleus. The record is from RefSeq and is a predicted model, not a curated record. Gene Ontology annotation, molecular function: DNA-binding transcription repressor activity, RNA polymerase II-specific; DNA-binding transcription activator activity, RNA polymerase II-specific; RNA polymerase II cis-regulatory region sequence-specific DNA binding. The coding region runs from base 168 to 1700 and encodes 510 amino acids. Gene Ontology annotation, biological process: negative regulation of transcription by RNA polymerase II.
AGAUUGUGGUAAAGGUCGAGUCAAACCCCACAGACGCUCAGGACACUGUGUGUGACAGUAAUCACACCUUGAAUCAGGAUGAAUCUACUGAUCAAACCUCCACAGAGUCUCUGGAUUCUGUCUGUAACGCUGGAGAACAGCAGAUCCUGAACACCAGACCACUCAACAUGUGUUCUGUCACACUGAUGGACUGCAGGAAACUCAUGGAGAUGAAAACACAAACCACAGUGAAGGAAGAACAGACUGAUGAAGAUGAUGAUUUGUUUUCUUCAGUGAAACUGAUGAACAGCGAGCACCUGGAGAUAAAAACAGAAGAAACAUCUGAUGAAGAGCAGACUGAUGGUGUUUCAGAUGAGAGCGGUGAUUCAUGUUGUGAUGGAGAAACGGCCUCUACAUCAAAACAGCGACUGACAGCACAAACUCUUUCCUGCAUCACCUGUGGAAAGACAUUCAGUUCACAGAGACGUUUAGAGACACAUGAGAGAAAACACACAGAACAGAAACUCUUCACCUGCACCAGAUGUGACAUCAGCUUUCCUACCUUACAAGAGAAGAAACUUCAUUCACAAGAGCACAGACACCAGAAACACUUUCACUGUCAGCAGUGUGGGAAGAACUUUAUCUGCUCUUCUCAUCUGAAGAUUCACAUGAGGACACACACUGGAGAAAAACCUUUCCACUGCAGUCAAUGUGGCAAAUAUUUCAGCACCAAAGGAAAUCUUGUUACUCAUCAGAGAAUUCACACGGGAGAAAAACCGUACGCGUGUCCUCACUGUGACAAGAGAUUCAACCACAAACCUCAUCUGAAGAAACACAUGCGUUCACACACCAGUGAGAGACCGUAUGAGUGCAGUGAAUGUGGAAAAACCUUUAGGGAUUCAGGUUAUUUAAAAUCACAUCAAAGAACUCACUCUGAGGAGAAACACUAUCAGUGUUCACACUGUGAUAAAUGUUUUCUUCAUAAAUUUUCUCUAACAUGUCAUGAGAGAGUUUACACUGGAGAGAAACCUUAUCACUGCAGUGUUUGUUGGAAAAGUUUCACUGUGCUUGGUACCCUACAAAACCAUCAAAAAAGUCAUACGGGUGAAAAACCUUAUAAAUGUUCUCAGUGUGACAAGACGUUUGCUCGAUCAUAUGUCCUGAGAACCCAUGAGAGAGUUCACACUGGAGAGAAACCUUACGUCUGCUCUGACUGUGGUAAGAGCUUUACUCAAUUAAGUAUUUUAAGAGAUCAUCAGAGAGUUCACACUGGAGAAAAACCUUAUCAGUGCAGUGUUUGUGGGAAGAGAUUCACUGCGCACGGUACUCUACAAAACCAUCAAAAAACUCAUACGGGUGAAAGACCUUAUAAAUGUUCUCAGUGUGACAAGACGUUUGCUCGAUCAGAUGUCCUGAGAAUCCAUGAGAGAGUUCACACUGGAGAGAAACCUUAUCACUGCAGUGUUUGUGGGAAGAGUUUCACUCAACAUAAUAACUUACUAAAACACCAGAGAACUCACACAGGUGAAAGACUUUAUAAAUGUUCUCAGUGUGACAAGACGUUUGCUCGACCAGAUGUCCUAAAAACCCAUGAGAGAGUUCACACUGGAGAGAAACCUUAUCACUGCUCCAUCUGUGGAGAGAGAUUCACUCAGUUAGGAAGUUUACAGACUCAUCAGAAGAAACAUGCUGAAGAACAAACUGCAGUAAAAUCAUCAUAGCAUCUCAAUCUGUUUAAAGUGCUUACUGCCAGUGUUGGGGUCAAUAUCACUUUAAAAGGGACAGAUGACCCAAAUAUCAAAACCUGUCAUCAUUUGUGCAUCCUCAUGAUAUUUUCAGAAAUGGCUCAGAACCACCCGCUUUGUGUUCGGUGGCUCUUUAAAAAUACUUUAAGGCACAGUUUGUCACGGAUUAUCUCUUAAGUAAAACAACAGAUGUUAGUCACACAUUUUUGGUAGCAUUUUAACAAAUACUCUUGUUCUAGGAAAUGAUUGACAGGUUGUGGGCCAAUCCUGGCGAAGAAGUCCAGGGCCACUUUUAGUCCCAGUCCACCCCUGCGUGUGAAGGUUAUUCAUAAGCAGGUUAUUGUAAUGAGCUAAUCUUGGGGAAAGAACUGUAAUAAUAUUCAUUUUUUUAGUAAUUUGUUAUAUAAUGUGUUACUGCCCUACGCUGGUUGACUGUGUGUUAUAUUAAGUCUUAUUUUUCUUAAGGGUUGAAUUAAACAGGAGACUUCAAUAUGCAGUUUGUUAGAAGUCAUUCAGUAUCCCAGGAUGAGGAAACCAUUUUAAAAUCAAGGUUGUUCCAACCCUGUAUAAAUUUCUUUGUUCUGAUAAACACAACAGAAGAUAUUUGGAAGAAUGUCAGUAACCAAACAGAUCUCAUCCCCCAUUGACUCCCAUAGUAGUUAUUUUCCCCGCUGUGGCAGUAAAUGCAGGAUGAGAUCUGUUCGGUUACUGACAUUCUAAAUCUUUAAAAGCGAUCAAAUCUCCUGGAACAGAUGGACUCCGCUCAGUUUUAAAAGCCAUUUAAUUGUAUUGUAGCACCUUUUUUAUUAAAGGUCUAUGAGGAAAGUAGAAAGAAACUAUCCCUUCCAGCUAGUCUUUGCCAAGGGAAAAUAACUCUUAUCCCUAAAUCUAAUAAAGAUCCCCUAGUUAUAGAUAAUUGGCGUCCGAUCACGUUACUGAAUAAUGAUGAUAAAAUAUUAUCUUUAGUCCUAACAAAAAGAUUGAAACAAGUUUUAUGCAAAGACGACACAUUUCUAAUAACGCACGGUUAGUACAAGACAUGUUAGUUUAUUCUGAUUUUUUUGCAGUGACGGAUUCAUUUUCUUUUUAGAUUAUUUCAAAGCUUUUGACACAUUAGAAUGUUUUAUUUAUUUCGGGCUUUCCUUUUGCAUAAUGGCUAAAAUGCUAUAUACAAAUUGUAAGUUUGAUUCGACCAAGUGAUGGUUCUUCACCUAGAUUCUUUUUAAAUCGAGGAGUUAGACGUCUAGUGUCCAGUGUUCCCUUAAAUAAUUAAUCUUAAUUCAUGUUAAUUUCAUCAAACAUUUAAAAAAGUGGAAACUAAAACAUGCACAGUGAACAAACAUGGCCAAUUGUACUGGCAUAAAAAAGGACAAAUAA